Blepharisma stoltei is the source of this 9061-nucleotide messenger RNA. NCBI's taxonomy places the organism in Eukaryota, Ciliophora, Heterotrichea, Heterotrichida, Blepharismidae. The record is from the annotation of a GenBank genome assembly.
AUGUUUCCUGGAGUAUUAGUUUUAUUAGCCUUUAUUGUUCUAGCCAGCACAAAUUCCCAGGAAUUAGCUUCUAGGAUGAAUAUUUCAGAAUACAUUAUUGGUUAUUCUCAAGAACCAAUAGCUUCUCAGGCGUCUUCUUUACUUCCUAAUCGAGUCCUUCAAAACUGCUAUUUAGGCUGUGCUACCUGCACAGAUACAUAUUUUGAUAGUUGCACAAUUUGCCAGUCGACAUACAAUUAUCAUAACGGCCAGUGUUUAAAGGAAUGCCCAACUGGAUAUAUUGCGACUCUUACGACUUCUUGAGAUUGCAUUUUGUUGUCAAGUUUGCUUUUUGAUAUACCUUUUAAUAAAAUUGAAGGAUAUUUCAACAUUCUCAGUGAUAGCAUGACAUUAAUUUGCGGAAAUAGUCCCUAUCAAUUUUAUCCAAACUAUGACAAUAAUGAUCCAUAUCCGACGAAAAAUAGUGGGUAUUAUUUUGACCCAACUAAGUCAUAUAUGCAGAUGCCACCAAACAGCUGGUCCUCAACGAAUUUUAUAUUGAAUAUUCAGCAUACUAUUUCAUUUUGAACGUGAAGAAAUCCAAAUACUAACCUGGAUCAAGAUGUAGUAUUUUCCAAAUCGAAAGACUUUGUAAGUUAUGAAUGGUCUAUCACUUUAUCAUCAACUACAAUAUCCUAUAUGUUUAAUGCAGUUGGAGAUCAGGGAUAUAAUUCACAAUAUGAACUCCCCUUUUCGAUCAAUGACCCCAGGUCAGCUUGAAGCUCGUUUACAUUUGCAAUGGCUCAUUCCUCAGGUGCAUAUUCUCUUUCCCUUUACCAAAAUGGGGUAUUUAAUUCAGUGCAAUCUGCUAAUAGUCCAGGAGGGAAAUUUUGAUGGGACCCUGAAAAACCAUUCAUAAUAGGAUUUAAUAGCGAAACUUUGGUUGGGUUUGACGGUUGGAUUGCAGAAAUUUCAGUUUAUUCAGUUUUUAUUACAGAUCCUCAACUUUUUUUGCUAGAUUGCAUAGCUUCAAGUAGCUGCUUCUCCAGUUGUCUGCUUGGCAGUUUCUUAUAUAGUAAUUGAUGCGCGAGCUGCGGUUCUUCUUGCUCUCAGACUUGCCUAUAUACAGAUCGAUGCAGUUUGUGCUAUAGCGCUAGUUGUAAAUACUGCAAUGGAUUUAGCUCAAGCGAGUGCCUGACAUUUACUUGUGUUUAUGGGUGUACUAAGUGUUCAGAUUCAUUAUUUUACACCUGCGAAGCUUGCAAUACAAAUCUAGGCUUAUAUGCCCACAAGGGGGUGUGCGUUAAUCACUGCCCGGAGCAAUAUUCUGCUCAAAGCGGAAGCUGCACAGGUGGAAUAAAUUGAAGAAAUAUCUAUGAUUUUACAUUGGACUCUUUAGCAGGAGCUCCAAUAUAUUAUGAUCAUUGAUCUACAACUUAUGGCUUAACUCCAAGCAAAUGUGUAUUUCCAAGGUUCACAGACAGUUUUAAGAACCAGGCUGAGAGAUGAGAUAGAGCUGUAUCUGGUAAAUGCUGACGCCCAAGAGAUUCGUCUGCAGCUGAUCUAGCUAUUACCAAAGAUUUAUAUUGAGCGUGAAGUUAAACAAGUAAACACAGAUCUUAAAUAAUAUUAAUUAUAAUCCCAAGCAAACUAUACCCAGAAUUAAAUCCGAUUCCAAGUUAUGAUAGAGGGUUUUAUUUUACAGGAAGCAAUGAUUGCUAUUUGACCACAACUAGUGAUAUCGUCUUUGAUUUAGAUCAUAGUCAUUCGUUCUGGAUCAGGACAGCCGAUUCUAACUCUCAAACACUUAUUCAUAAAUGAAAUAGUGACAGCUCUGCGGAAUUUAGCCUUAUACUUUACAUAGUAGGUUUUUGGCCAUGAAUUUCUAUUCGAUUGAAUACUCCUGACUCCAGCUCCUCUUCAGCCGAAACAACCUAUGAUGUCUUAGAAAAUAACUAUCCAAUUGAGAAAGAUGUCUGGAUUAUUUUUACUCUAAUCAUUCGAUUUAUCCGAGGAUCGACCUUCUACAAUCUUUGCAUUUAUGACUCUUGCAAGGGGCUUACUAGGAUAACAAACGGAUUUUUUAGUGACAUGUCAUCUAAAGCGAUUUAUGGCGCAAGCUUACAAGGAGGUGUCUAUUCAAAUCCCUUCCAUGGCUUCAUGUAUCGAAUUUUAUAUUACUCCUAUGAUGUAAGCUCUACGGACCUUGCUAUUUUAUUUUUAAAAACUUGUACUGGUUGUGAUUAUUGCACAGGUACUGGAAAGUGCCUAGGAACUUGUGAUUGGAACUUUUAUUUAGAUACAGGAUCGGGAAGCUGCAAAUCCUGCCUAAGUUCAUGCCAAUAUGGCUGUAUAAAUGGCGAUAAUUGUAGUUUAUGCAAAGCCAAUGCAUGCCAACAAUGCUCUAGUUUUUAUACAUCUUCUUGUGAUACUUGUUACACUGCUACAUAUUGAGAUGGUGUAAAGAAUUGCGUCUGUCUAAAUGGACAUGAUUUCGACUAUGAAAAACUUGAAUGCAAAAAUCCUUGCUUUUCAUUGUGCACCUCAUGCAAUGGAUUGCAGAUGAGCCAAUGCACAGCCUGCAAGUCUGAAUAUAAACUAUAUAAUGGCUUCUGUGUAUUGAACUGCCCAUUAGGCUAUAUAAAUAAUCAAUCAGUAUGCGAGCUCCAAUCAUCAGCGCUUUAUAUCUCUUAUAAGUUCAAUCAAAUUUUAAACCCUCAAUAUGAUUCAAUAAGUGCUUACCCUAUAAGUUUAGGUAGUGAUAGUCGUUAUUACCCUGAUUAUGGCUCAGAUAAUCCAUGAACUCUUCCUAAUAGAGGACUUUGGUUCCGAGAAAACUCUCUUGCUUCAAUUAAGCCGCCAGAAGCCGAUCCGUCAGAUAGGAUAACUCUCGGCUUAAGUCAAAACAUUGACUUGUGGACAAUGAUUAGUCCUCAAGAUAUUAAUGGAGCAAUUCUUGCUGUGUAUACUACUGACUCAUAUCUUUUGCUUAUACAAUGCUAUCAGACUUCUUCAGGCUACUCUUUUGAAGCUUGCUAUAACGUAACAAACGAAUAUGACAGCUCAACAGUCAAAUACUGCUUGCAAAGUUCGAGCUAUACCUAUAAUAAUUGGCAAAGGGUGGUUCUAUCUUAUUCUUAUUCAGCAUACAUAUCAAAAGCCAGCCUUUUUGUGAACGUAGACAAAGUUGACUCAUGGACUCAUGGCGAUGCAAUUUAUAAAGAAAAUUAUGAAUAUAAGUUUGGCUUAGGGACAUGAAAUUCUCAGCUGUCUUUUAGUGGGUGCAUUUAUUCCUUAAAAAUUCGCAAUUUUGGCGCAGAAUCAAUUCCUAUAUGGUCAUCUACUUGUGGCUACCCUUUUUGCACUGGGGAUGGGGAAGGACUUAUAAAUUGUAUGUCGAAUGAGUAUUAUGAUAGUGCUGAUAAGAGCUGUAAAGCAUGUGACCAAAGCUGUAGUAUUGGUUGUGCUAGAGGCAACUCAUGCAGUUUGCAUGAAAAUCCACUGUGCUACAGCUUUUCUAGCUACGAAUUUGCCAAGUGCAUCGAGUGCAAAAUAAACGCUAUUAACACACCUCCAUGUACUUGCAGCGAUACUUUUGAGUAUGACCCUGUUUCUGAAUCUUGUGCAUGUCCAAAAGAUUAUCAAUUACUCAAUGGGAAUUGCAUAGCUUGCUUCAGGUACUUACAACCAACUGAAAUAAAAGCAUAUUUUACGUCAACUUUUGUGAGAAUAAUUUUUGAGCUUGGCAUACCUAUCGAUACUACAAAUCUGGACUGUGAGAAGAUCUUUCCAACAAAUGUCCUAUCAAAGUUCGGAAAUAGAUAUUUAUGUUAUUAUUAGAUGGAUUUUAUAACUCCUACCCUCAGUGAGCAAACAAAACCAUUGGAAAAAUCCUUAUUUUUGGGUAAAGCAAUUUUUUUAGUGUAAAGUUCUUUCAUAAAAAACUAUUGCCCUUUGGACAAAUUUGGUCGUGCCUUGUGCAUUUUUAGGUGCAAGUACACGCUCCAUACUGGUGGCCAGCUUUCUAUUUUACCAGGUCGGCUAAUGUGCUUGUGCCUAAAAAUUCAGAAUUCAGAAUCAAAUUUGUCCAAAUGAUUAUUUGAUAUAUAAGUGAUAGUUAUUAUAAAGAAAAUCUCUACUACAAUUAGAGCCAAAAGGAUGCUCGGGUUAUAAUUCUGCUUAACUUUAAACAGUUUGCAUUUUAAAAUAGAAAUUUUCCAAAAUUAAAUUAAUAUCUGCUUUAAAAUUAUUUCGAAAAAGAAUUAAUAGCUAUCACACCAAAAAUUAUGCUUAUUAAUAUUAUAAUUAAAUCUUUGUUUAAUAUAUAAGAGCACCUCGAAAAAUAACUAAUAGGCACUAUUUUAAUUUAGAAGCCACAAAGAUAAUAAUAGACCUUGGUGAUGAAUUCACUAUUGAAAAUGAGCCAAUAGAAAUCAUCAAAGGAGCAUUAAAAGGAAAAAACGCAGAGUGUGGGCACUUUUUAUAUGAUUUAAAUAUCGAUUUAGACUACUCUGUUCCUUCACUAUACCCAUCAGCCAAAAUUGAUGCCCCAAACACUGUUCUCUACAAUUGUGAGGAUCUUUCGAUUUCAGGGCAUAAGUCUACAGGACAUAUCAAGUCAAGCUUAUAUUAUAAAUGAAACAUAACAUCAGAGCCAAGCAUCCCUGCUUUGCUGAACUAUAAUACAGACUUCCUAAAAGAAGCAACAGGAUUUACCAUACCAAAAACUGAUCUAUCAACUGCAAAAAUCACUAUUUCGCUGACUGUAAAAAAUAGAUUUGGAAAUGAGGAUACUACUUCUCUAGUAGUAGAGGCAGUUUCUGAUGAAAUUUCUAUGAAUUUUGACAGAGCAAUUGACUAUCAAACACUAUAUACUGAUUAUGCAGAAUACGCGAUUGGCUCAAUCUCAUCUUGCAGCUUACUUCAAGGCGCAAAUUUCACGUGAAAGCUGUUAAGUGCUGUUGGUAAUUAUUCAAAAAUAGACGAAAAUAGUCUUUGGGGCAGCCAAACAGCCCAAGCAACUUUAAAUCUUCCUCAAAGAAGUCUUUCUCCUCGCUUAAACGCAACAUUUUCAAUAGAAGCAUUUGACUCAUCUUCAAAUUUGCAAGGCAGAAGCACGCUUGAUAUCACAAUAAAAGCUGCUAACCCAUACAUCGAAUUUUCGCGAGCAAGUGGCAGCGCAGACACGCGCCAUCCUAUUUUUAUUAACGCUAGUCUUAGCUAUGAUCCUAACGAAAGAAAGCCUCUUGAAUUUGAGUGGGCUUGCUCUUUUGAGAAUUCCACUGACUGCAGUUCUGUUAUUUCUGACCCAACUUUGCCAAACUUGACUUUACCUGCAGAUUCAUUAGCUCAAGGACAAAUAUAUGAAUUUACACUGACAUGUCUACUCGAACUAGGUUCCAGGAGGCAACUAAGUUCGGUCUUCUCACAGAAUUUGUUUGAUAAAGGGUAUAAUAGACAUUUGAGCAAUGAGUUUGUACAAUCUCAAAAAAUCAUAACACUGAGCACUUUGAGCUAUGAAAUUCCUGCGGUUAGUAUAACUAAUCCUCUGACUGGAUCUCAGCCAGAUAUAUUCUCGCUAAACUCUCCAUUAAGAUUUGAAGCCUCAAUUACUAGUGACUCAAAAAAAUCUUAUUCCUAUACAUGAAGUAUCCCUGGAAGCGAAAACGUUGAAUUCUUAACUCCUCAGGGUCAGCUAUUUCUUUCCAUAAGCCCAGAUUCCUUAAGUCCUGGGCAGAGCUAUACCCUUCUCUUAAGUGUCUCAGAUGGUAAAUUAAAUUCAUAUUUUGAAUACAAAUUUUACUCGAACUCUCCUCCAUAUUCAGGAACUUUUAACGUAACCCCGACAUCCGGCAUUGAGCUGAAAACUUUUUUCAAGAUGGAAGCCCUUGAAUGGGUUGACGACGAAAGCAAUUAUCCACUUUAUUAUUCUUAUGGAUACGUCGCUGAAAACAGCGACAUCUACUUGAAUUUCAAAAAUCAGAGCUCAACACAUUAUUCUACGUUUCCUUAUUUAGGAAACGAACUAGAAGUUUUUAUAGUUAUUUAUGACAGUUUAGGAGCUUACACAAGAAAAACAAGCUCAAUCAGUAUUUCACAGAAUCUUAUCUUUAACCAGACAGAGCUUUUUAUAAGCUACAAGGACUUUGCAAACGCAGAAACUUCAAACCCGCAAGUGUUCCCUUGGAUCAUAUCUACGCUAUGUAACUCAAUUCUCAAUCGAGAUUAUUACUUAAAAGGAAAAUAUAGAGAGCCUUCUCCUUCAGACCUGCAGCUGUGACAAAAUGUUGUCCAAUUCACUAUAGAAUCAAUUGAUUUUUUAAUAGAAAUUAGCCAAUUUGAUAGCCAGUCCAUUUCUGUUUUUUCCUGCUUAUUAGGUGUGGUAUCUGCUAACCCUUAUUUGCAUAUCAGCUCUCUAGAAAAUAAAGUUUUUCUAAUUAUUGAUGAGAUCUUUAAUAGUAUUUCAAGCUCUCAAGCCCUUUAUGAGCAGCAAAUUAAUGACUAUUUUAAAGUGAUUGACCAAGUCUAUCAAUAUAACUCCACAACUCUUGUUGUUAAGAAUCGAGAACUUGCAGCUGCAGUACAGUCUACAAAUAAGAUCCAAAGUGCUACCCUUUCACAGAUGGUAUUGAACGAAAACAAGGAAUCAAAAAUGACGAAUAUAGGGGUCACUAUGGCAGUAAUGAAAGCAAAUGAUUUAAAUGGAUAUCAGCUUAACUCAACUGGCAGAAAUGCUUCAGUGCUCUUUCCAGACGAUUUUACAGCAAUGCUUGCAGACGCGACAAAUGAAACAAUUGUGGACAUCGCAAUGAUGGUUCUCGACUGCCCAAAUGACCCCAAUAGUAUAUCAUCCUCAGUUGUAGAUAUAAGUAUAUACGGUCAUAAAUCCCGAGAAAAAAUUAGCGUCAAUUCUACAUCCUCACGGAUCUUGAUUCAAAUCCCUGUUUGGAAUGCGAAAUAUUCUAACUAUACUCCUCAAUGUGUCUUUUUGGACACAAAAUCAAUGAACUGAAGCACAGAAGGAUGUAUUAAAUACAAAAGUGAUUCACAAAGUGUGACUUGUAGCUGCAGCCACCUUACAACCUUUACAGUACUUAAUGCAGCUAGUUCAUCCAUAGUAAAUUCCAAUAUUGGAGAUACUUUCAAUGCUAAUGCAUGGCUAUCGCUGAAUGCCACAAAUGCGGCUGGCUUGUAUUUUUGUAUCGCAACUUUGAUUAUAUAUGGAAUUUUAGGGGUUUUAGCUAUAAAUAGAGAUAGAAAAAUAGAAAAGGAAGAGGAAAACAGAAGAAUAAAACUGAAGGGGACACCAAAGAAGAUUAAUAAAGUAGCAACUAAAUUUGGAAAUUCCUCACUCCCCUCACUUUAAAUUGGAACAAAAAUUUUGUUCCAAUUUAAAGGAGGAUUAAUUUACCAAAAAAUUGAAAAUUUUACCUAUAUUUUGUUCUAAUUUAAAGGGGGGGAUUCAGGGAAAAUUGGAGAUGAAAGUCCUAAGAAGCCAUCCAAAAAAUCAUGCUGGCCUUGGAAAAAAUCAGAUCGAGAAUAUAAAGAACAGAAAAGCGCAUCUUUUGUUACUCCAAAAGAAGUAUUUGUUUAUAGCUUUUCUGAGGAUAGCCUCAAUAGAAGCACUGAGGAUACAGAUGAAAAUGCUCGAUUUAAGAAAUUAAUCUGGUAUUUUGCAAAAAAGCAUGAACUUUUCAGUAUCUAUUUGGUAAGAGAUCCAUAUCUGACCAGUCUCAGCAGGAUCACAUUAUUUUUCCUUGCACUUUUAGGACAAAUGUUUUUCAUGGGCAUGUUUUAUCAAAAUUCUGAUUCUUCAAGAGAGAAAAUACGCUAAUAGAAUGGCCUGUCCUUCUUCUUUACCCUCGUGUUUUUUUUUUGUCAAGAAAGUCAGGUUCUGCAAUUUAUGCCCCGGCGAUUUUUUACCCUGCACUAUAUUAAAGGAAAUCAGAGUUCAUAUGCCAAAACUCCACACUUCUGGAUGCAAAGAGGAAUGGGACUAAAGAAGGAUUAGGGGUUGUGCCCUAUCUCCGAUCCCCUGAUAGAUUAUGUCAGCCACUCUCCUAGACAGAUAAGGACUUAAUCUAAUCAAGCGAAAACGUGUACUACAACUCGUCUAGUCCAACAAAUAGCACAAUAUCGAAUAAUGAUGAUAAUUCAUCAGUCAAUUACAGCUGGACCGAUUUCUGGAUUAUGGUUUGGUCUUCUCUAUUUAUGAUUAUCAUAACUACCCUUCUUAAUUUUCUUCUAACUCUCCCCCCCCUCCGUGAGUGAACAAAAACCAUUAGAAAAAUCGCCAUUUUUUGCCCAAAAAACCCACCCUCCGUGAGUGAACAAAAAUUUUUUGUAAUAGAAGAAAAAAAUUUUGAUAUAUAAAUGAUAAUUAAUAUAAUGAAAUCUAGAGCUAAUUCUGUUUAAUUUUAAAUGAUUUGCUAUUUAAAACAUAAAUUUUAUAAAUUAAAUUAAUAUUUGCUUUCCUAUUUUUGCAAAUUAGGAUUUUUUUAAAUUUCGAAAAAAAAUAUUUUUUUUAUACAAAUUUUUUUAAAAAAAAAAAAAUUAAACCCCCCUCCGUGAGUGAACAAAAUUUUUUGUUCACUCACGGAGGGGGGGAGUAAAAGAAAAGCUGGUUGAAGACCAAAUGACUGAAAUGCAAUACAAGAGAAUUAAGCGGCAGAAUAAAAUUAAACGAAUAGUAGGGCUCAUUUUAGCAUGGGGCUUUAUGAUUUAUUUUUGCUGGAGCAUUGUCCUCUUUGCCAUUCAGUUUAAUGAAUCAGUUAGCAGAACUUGGGUUCUCAACGUAGGGGUUGGGUAUAUAGUCAAUAUUUGUUUUACAUCUGUCGUUAAAGCAGCUCUGUAUGCUUAUAUAGCGAUAAAAGUGGUUGAAUUUUACGAAAAGUAUAAAAGGAAAAAGUUUAGACAGAAUAAUGAACUGGAAAGCGACGAUUUGAUUGAUGAAAUACAGACUGCGACUCCUGGACUGAAAGGAAAUGGGAAGAUCGCUGAUAUAGAUACAUCAAUUCCAAAAGAAGAGGAAGAAAAAACAAAAGACAGAGCAAAAAGAGUUGUGGCGGCACAUAAAGUUUAA